UCCCCCAGCUGACGGCUGCUAGUGCUUCGUACUUGGAUCAUGCGUGUUGAAUAUUCGACCUGAAACUUCUUGGUUUCACUAAUAAACCUCAUCAGAACUUCACGUGACGACUGGCUUAGUCUGAAUAAAUAGAACCUGACUGUUCGUGAAGAUCUUAUAUCUCCCUCCUCAGCACAGAUCUAAUUGAGAUGGUGUCUUCAGCACAAGAAACUCCGCCAAACACUCUGUCAAAAUGUUUUCUGUGAGAAAACCUUUAAAAGCAGCAUCUUUGUUGCUCUGCGUGAUCAGUGUCUGCAGAGGAAGUUCACGUUGUAUUCCAUCAUAUUACCAGGCGGGAACUGAGUGCUGUCUGAAGUGUUCACCUGGAGAGUAUGUAAGAGCAGACUGCUCGGAUGAAUCCAGCACUAAGUGUAAUCCCUGUGAAGACGGAACCUUCAACGAUGUUUUCAGUGAUCGCAAACAAUGCUUACACUGCACAAGCUGUGCUCCAGAUUCUGGCCUGAGGAUAGCCCGUCCAUGCACAAGAACACGGGAUGCAUUCUGUGAACCUCUGGAAGGAUUCUUCUGUAUAGAAUCCAAAGGCUUAUACUGUGAAGCAGCAGAGAAACACAGCCAGUGUAAACCAGGACAGUACAUCAGAGAUAAUGGAACAGCGUUGAAAGACACAGUUUGCGCUGACUGCAGUGCCGGGACAUUUUCAGAUGGGACGUUCACCACUUGUCGGCCGCACACGCAGUGUGGAAACCUGCUCAGAGAAGGAACUGCUUCGGCUGAUGCUGAAUGUGUGGAAGAUGGUUCAAGCAUCAAUGUCACUGUCGGCGUCGUCGUCGUCGUCAUCGUCCUUUUAGUCAUUUUUUUAUACGCUGGUAUAAGUGGAGCUUUGUACUUCAGGAAGAAGAAACGUAUAUCAGACAAACGUGGAUCUGUCUCAACACAGGGAGAGGAAAACAGAAUGAUACAACCACCAGUCUGAGCAGAAACAGAGUACAGAAAUUAAACUGCUGCUGUCUCUGUGAGACUGUGGGCAGCACAUCACCCUCACACUCAAGAUUCAACCAGCAUUUGCCUCGGUGGCCCCCUGAGCCACGGACUGUCCAAGGAAUGCUCCGUAAUAACAAGGAUUUCGUGAGAAAUUUUGCAAUUGGUUGUCUGAGACAACAGAGGCGUCUGACAGGAUGGUUACGGGCGUCCAGUGAAGCACCAAUGCCUUUCGCUUUCUUCAAAACAGACAAAUGCAAUGUGCUCCAUGUCAAGAAAAGUUUGUAUCUACACCAACAAACCUGGAAGAACAAAAAAACAUGGAGGAUUCAAUGCAGGAAGUACAACUCCAGAGAAAAGACGACGCUACGGAAGCUUAUUGCUGCCACACAUACAAAAAAAAGUGGAGUGCUCAGUAUUAUGUUAUAACGAGAAACUAUCUCACAGAAGAAUAAUGGCCGUUUCUCAAUACCCAAGUAAGCAAGUAUGUACUUGCUUACUUGAGAAGUACGCUGGGAGUAUAUACUUGCCAAGUACGGGAGUACACAAUAUGUGGCUGUUUCUCAAUACUCAAGUAAGCCAGUAUGUAUGUAUUGUUCUGCUGUUUGAAUGGUGGCUGGCGCCAAGUGCUGCAGCCUCAUUACCACCACCUACAGUGUUGAUAAAUGAACAUAUGAAAUACUUUUAAUAAAUGCAUAUAUAUUAUUAUUUUCACA
Molecule: messenger RNA, 1694 nt
Organism: Solea solea (common sole)
Lineage: Eukaryota; Metazoa; Chordata; Actinopteri; Pleuronectiformes; Soleidae
Product: tumor necrosis factor receptor superfamily member 14-like
Exons: 10
Coding region: 233-973 (246 amino acids)
Biological process (GO): positive regulation of T cell migration; immune response; positive regulation of cytokine production involved in immune response
Cellular component (GO): membrane; external side of plasma membrane
Molecular function (GO): transmembrane signaling receptor activity; protein binding
Source: RefSeq, a predicted model, not a curated record